This is a messenger RNA of Fomitopsis serialis, 1872 nucleotides long. RefSeq names its product lariat debranching enzyme, C-terminal domain-containing protein. Lineage: Eukaryota; Fungi; Basidiomycota; Agaricomycetes; Polyporales; Fomitopsidaceae. The record is from RefSeq and is a predicted model, not a curated record. The coding region runs from base 1 to 1446 and encodes 481 amino acids. Gene Ontology annotation, biological process: mRNA splicing, via spliceosome. Gene Ontology annotation, molecular function: RNA lariat debranching enzyme activity. The transcript is spliced from 8 exons. Gene Ontology annotation, cellular component: nucleus.
AUGAAGGUACAGACCGGCGUGCUAAGCUACGCGUUCCGAACCAUACACGAUACUCAGACUUCGCACCAGGUUGCCAUCGAAGGCUGCUGCCACGGCGAGCUCGACGCCAUAUACGCUGAGCUACACAACCUCGAACAGCGUCAUAGCUACAAAGUGGACUUGCUCCUCAUCUGUGGUGACUUCCAGGCUAUCCGCAACCACCGUGACCUCCAAUGCAUGGCCGUACCAGACAAGUAUCGCCAGCUGGGCGAGUUUUGGAAAUAUUAUGCGGGAGAGAAAGUAGCACCUCUGCUCACCCUCGUUAUCGGAGGUAAUCACGAAGCGUCUAGUUACUUCUGGGAACUGUAUCAUGGUGGCUGGAUUGCACCCAAUAUUUACUUUCUCGGACAUGCCGGAUGUGUACAGGUGAACGGGAUUCGCAUAGCCGGCGCCUCGGGCAUAUUCAAGCCGCAAGACUUUCGACGCGGCCAUCACGAAAGGGUACCGUAUAACCAUGGGUCGAUGCGUAGCAUCUACCACAUACGCGAAUACAACGUCCGGAAACUAUCCUUACUCUCAUCCCCGACGGUCUUCCUCUCCCACGACUGGCCGCAAGGCAUCGAGCAUCACGGCGACCUCCGCUACCUCCUCCGGCGCAAGCCCCACUUCCGCGACGACGUCAAGAAAGGAGUGCUCGGCUCACCCCCGCUCAUGAACCUCCUGCAAACCCUCAAGCCAGAAAGCGCACGUAAUGCAUGGCCCGCUCCCCAUGCGGAGAAUAACAGGCACAGCGGGAGCACUGCUGCCGCGGGUAUGGAGAACCCCGACGAGAUCACGAUCGAGGAUGGAGAUGGAGGGGGUGCGGGAGAAGCAGCAGGCACUGAGCGGCCCACGUCAGCUCCCGAGCCGGAGGCUGCGAACGCGGCCGACCAGAAGCCGCCAGCUGCUCCCGCCAAUCCGGACGAGAUCAUGCUUGAUGACGAAGUUGAGCAAGUUGCGAGACCCCCGCCGCCACCACCCCCACAACGGGAGACUACAUUCGUCGCUCUUGACAAAUGUCUGCCGAGAAGACAAUUUCUGGAGGUCGUCGACAUACCAGAACCUCCAGAAUACCAGCAGACCGCGAUGGGCGAGCGGACUGUGCCGGUGCUCUCAUUUGAUCCGGAGUGGCUCGCCAUCACACGCGCCUUCCAUCCGUACAUGUCCACGGGUCUGAACCAGCUGACGUAUCCCGACGAGAGCACCGCCCGAGCUGCUGUCGAGAAGGACCUUGAGUGGGUGAAAGAGCACGUAAAGGCGACGAAAAUCGAAGAGUGCCAGGCGUUCGUGGUAACCGCGCCUCCACCGAACCCGACCGCUGAUAAUAGGGACGCUAGCUUGAGGGACCAACCGCCACACUAUCCAAACCCUCAGACGCAGGCGCUUUGCUCGAUGUUGGAGAUUGAAAACAAGAUCGAUCCACGAUAGCAUAGGGGCCCUUGGCCUUGACUUCUAUUUUGAAUCUUCAUUCAGAUCUCGCGGCCCCUAUGACGUCGGUCCGCGCUGUUUGCUAAAGAGUGGCUAAAAGUUGCGCUAGCUCCCCAAGGUGGAUCUUGGGUGGACCGCAGAAGACCCACCUUGUCGCGCUACAUAUGGAUGAAUUGGAACAACAAAUGUCGAACGUCAAUCGGAUUCGAUUGAAACAUGGUCUGCACCAUGCAGAGCUUGUCUCGACUCGGAUGCUCCAUUCAUUAUGCUUGUAAUUGCCUGUGAUUUCUCCGAGCUCCUCCUGUCCCACCUGUAAUACGUAUUGGGCUGUCUUGUCUCGCAGCCGUCGACGCUCACGGCAUCAUGCCUGUUCAUUCUCUCAGCUGUCGUCCUUCAAGCAUUCAGUUGCCGCUCAGUUUCCAUCAG